GUCGGUCCACGGCAGCUCGCCUCCAGACGCAUCAGAAAGCAGCAGCAGCAGCAGAGGAGAGACGAGUGUUUGCACCGACAGAGCAGCCAUGGAUACGCUGAGGACAGGUGAGCUGGUGCUGCUGGUGCUGCUCGUGCUGCUGGGGCCAGUUUCCUGUCGAGAUAACUUCUUCACGGAGCCGGUUAUUUGCUACUUCCUGGACGGGUUCCUGUUCAUCUACUGCAUCACCGCCACGGCGCUCUUCUUCAGGGAGAAGUUUUCCUUCAUCCCAGCUGAAGAAGGAACUGCGGGGGAAAAGGAAGGUAUAUACCAGGAACUGGAGAGACCCGGGAACGAUGUUUAUCAGGUGCUCGAUCAGAAAAAACCAAAAGUGGGUGACGACCUUCACCGGGAGACUGUUUAA
This is a messenger RNA of Cololabis saira (Pacific saury), 403 nucleotides long. Its product is annotated as T-cell surface glycoprotein CD3 zeta chain-like. The transcript is spliced from 5 exons. The record is from RefSeq and is a predicted model, not a curated record. The coding region runs from base 89 to 403 and encodes 104 amino acids. Lineage: Eukaryota; Metazoa; Chordata; Actinopteri; Beloniformes; Belonidae.